Messenger RNA from Drechmeria coniospora, 1101 nucleotides. RefSeq lists its product as uncharacterized. The transcript has 4 exons. Gene Ontology annotation, biological process: proteolysis. The record is from RefSeq and is a predicted model, not a curated record. Gene Ontology annotation, molecular function: serine-type endopeptidase activity. Bases 1 to 1101 code for a protein of 366 amino acids. Lineage: Eukaryota; Fungi; Ascomycota; Sordariomycetes; Hypocreales; Ophiocordycipitaceae.
AUGGAAUCUGAUUCUGAAGCCACGUCUGCUGCAAAGAAACUUCUCUUGCCCGCUCCGGCUACUGCUCGCUCGCCAGUGCCACUUGGACAUGGGGCCUCAUCAAUGGGCUCGAGAUCCAGGUCAUCCCUCCUGGCCGGGCUGGCGAGCAGGGUUCGACGGCCUCUGAGCGGAGCACGCUUCUCCCGAGAACAACAACCAUCGGCAUCGUCGGAGACGACGCAGCAACCUACGUGCGAGCAGCAGCGCGGAGAGGCAUGGAUGGAGGAGACGGCCGGGUUGAGCGCGCAGCUUAUGGCCCGGCCGAGACGAGUGCGCAUCGCCAUCCUCGACACUGGAAUUGGAAGGACUUUGAGAGAGACUCUGCGGUGGAAGGAUUCGCACGGACACGGCACGCAGAUGGCGUCGGUGAUUGCAAGACUCGCCCCCGAAGCAGACAUCUCCGUCGCCUGCGUCGAUGCGAAAGGAGGUAGUCUGGGGGACGACAGGAUCGCCGACAGGGUGGCUGAGGCGAUUACCUGGGCGGUCCGACAAUGCGAUGCCGACAUCGUCUCCAUGUCUUUUGGAUUUGCUCACGAGCGACUUGCAAUUUCAAAAGCCAUCUCCGCGGCGGUCGUUGAGCGAGACGAUCAAAUCCUCUUCUUUGCCGCCGCCUCCAAUAACGGUGCCAACCACGCAAUGCAGUUUCCGGCCCGGCACGAUGCCGUCAUCUCCAUCAACUCGACCGACGCCCAUGGAAAAUUUCAGCCGACCAACCCUCCGCAGAGUCGGGGGGGAAGCAACGUGUUUGGAACGUUGGGCACCGAGGUCCUCUGUGCUGUGCCGCACGAGCGUCGUGACGUUGCCCAGUCGGGGUCCUCGGUCGCCACCGCCGUCGCUUCCGGCAUGGCCGCUUCGCUUCUCGCUUUCGCGGACAGGACGAACGGAAAGGUGGCCAGGGGACUACGCAGGCGUCGAGGGAUGGAGGCCCUGUUCAGCCGGCUUUCCCUCGUGCAUGCGGACGGAAAGAGGAAUCAACUGUACGUCACGCUCGGCAAGCUCAAGGGUAUUUCUGACAAGCAACGAUUGGCCGUCAUGUCGUCUGCCUUGCUCGAGGCUUUCUGA